This is a messenger RNA of Bemisia tabaci, 8185 nucleotides long. RefSeq names its product NFAT nuclear factor (gene NFAT). Gene Ontology annotation, molecular function: DNA-binding transcription factor activity, RNA polymerase II-specific; RNA polymerase II cis-regulatory region sequence-specific DNA binding; transcription factor binding. NCBI's taxonomy places the organism in Eukaryota, Metazoa, Arthropoda, Insecta, Hemiptera, Aleyrodidae. Gene Ontology annotation, cellular component: transcription regulator complex. The record is from RefSeq and is a predicted model, not a curated record. Gene Ontology annotation, biological process: regulation of transcription by RNA polymerase II.
AAUGUUAUUCAAUUAGUGUUCAAGUUCAGCGGCGAGCUUCUCCAGCGAGAGCCGUCCUCGUGAUAAAGUGAUAAAAAAAAGCAAAAUUUCAUCCCAAACCGUCUUGCUUUCUCAAGUUUUCUGUCACACUCUCUGAAUUUCCGCCCGUGAUUCUCCGGGUUUGUUUUUUCGCCGUUUUACGCACUGUUGAUCAGUCGAUUUUCGUCCGCGAGUGUUGUGUUUCGUGCUGAAUCGGCCCGAGUGUUCGGUAGUCAUACUGAUUUUUCUUCACUGCCGAGUUUUAAGCUUUGACAAGUUCGAUUUCAAUAAUUUCUUGUGAUACGCUGCACUUUUUUACUAUAGUUUCCGCGUUUUGAAACGUGAGCGGUGUUCUUAUCACUUGGAGUUACCUUCCGUGUGGAUUCUGUGAAAUACUGUAGAUUACUGUCGAUAAGUCAGUAUUACUGUUUAAAAACGAUCGCAGUAAACUAUCUCCCAUGUGGAGCUUUUGAAAACAGCCGCACAUGUGCCGUGCUUUUUUUUCGUUAAGAAAAAAACAACCUACCGUCGCGCGCCGACGGAUAAUGCGCCAGUGGUUAUUUUCUCACCUGCGACAUUAAGGAUAAAUAUUCAAGCUGAAGUCGAAAAUCAAAUUACCCACCAUGAAGUUGACAACGGUUCCUGAGACGAUACUACGUCCUCAUAGAAAGUUCAUGAAAGGAGUGCCCAGUAAAAGGCUCGCCCUCAGUCAACACAGGUUGAUCGCAGCCAAAAAAGAAGAUUCUUGCAUGAAUGUAGACAUCUGUGACAAUUCAAAUGAUUCAGGUCUCGGUUUCGAUCACCAUACAGAUUACAAGUACACCAAACACCCUGCAUACUCGUAUGACCAAGAGCAGAGCUAUUGGGCAGAGGAUACUUAUAAUAAAGUGAAAAAGAAAAAGUAUGAUGUGAAAUUGGAAUCAGACGACGCCACAGACAAUUUUACCUUCCCCAUCUCCUCACUCAACAAUUCAGGCAUCACUCCUGUCAAUGUUGUCAGACCUGUGAAGUUAUCUUCCUUACGUGGAAAUUCUGGUCCAGUCACACUCACAUCUCAGCUGAGCGCUACAAGUAGAGAUGGAAGUGUAUCUUUGCAAAUUUUGAGUCAACCAGAGCAGCAACACCGUGCUCGCUAUCAAACUGAAGGAAGCAGAGGAGCUGUCAAAGACAGGACUGGAAAUGGUUUCCCUGUUGUAAAGCUCUCCGGCUAUAAUAAACCAACAACGCUCCAAGUGUUCAUCGGAACAGAUCAAGGUCGAGUCAUGCCUCACAUGUUCUACCAAGCAUGUCGGGUGCAAGGUAAAAAUUCUACUCCAUGCAUCGAGAAAAAAGUUGAUGGUACAAUACUCAUAGAAUUAGAUGUUGAUCCUGCCAAUAAUAUGAAUGUUACAUGUGACUGUGUUGGUAUUUUGAAAGAAAGGAAUGUUGAUGUUGAGCACAGGUUUCCGGGUGAAAGUCCAACAAGAAGUAAAAAGAAAUCAACCCGCUGUCGAAUGGUCUUUCGAACAUCCAUCCUGCACCCUGAUGGAACAUCGGAAGUACUUCAAGUUGCAUCUCAACCUAUUGCCUGCACUCAACUUCCUGGUGUACCUGAAAUUUGCAAAAAGUCCCUGACUGCUUGUCCAGCUACUGGGGGUUUGGAAUUGUUUAUCUUAGGAAAAAAUUUCCUAAAAGAUACCAAAGUGGUUUUCCAGCAAACUGAAGGAGACACCACUGUUUGGGAACAGUCUGUUGUUCCAGACAAAGAGUUCUUACAACAAUCGCAUCUUGUUUGUAUGGUUCCUCCCUACAAAGUAACAGACAUCCUAGAGCCUGUCUCAGUGUUUCUGAGUGUGGUAUCCAGUGGCAGAGUGAGUGAACCUCACUCAUUUCUCUACACUCCGGAUGGUUCAAGUUCUCAGUCUCCAGUACCUGAGCCAGAGUCGAAACCAUCAUCAUCUUCACUAAUGAACUUGGGAGAAAUGUCUUCAUCCAAGUACCGUUCUGAUGAUUUAUUGACUCUAUCAUCUCAGCCUUCACUGGCCCCUGAGUUGCCUGUUGCAGGCUAUAUAACUCCAAGAAAUUCUCCAAGCGAUGUUCAUCCUGUCAUGAUGUGGCAAAGCCCAGACAGUGGCUUAGGAGACAGCCAUCAAAAACGACAGCUCAGAGGAAAGACAAUGCUUUUACCUCCACCUGCUUUAAUCCCUCUCGGAGGCCGGCGGAACUCUGUUCCCAUGAUAGUGCCGGAUGUGCUCUCACCACCCAAUUUGAAAACAGAAUUGGAAACCCCUCCUCAAAUCAUUUCUCCUGAACCUAAACCCAUUGUUGGGGUGCAAGAGUUGAGCCCGGCUGUACCGCCUGUACCUUCUCUCUCACAGUCGCAGCCAACAUGUCUGCCGCUAUUGUCAACAACGGAGGCACCAAAUAUGACAACUUUGAACACAUUAGUUUCUGAGCAAGCCAGUGCCCCCUUGCCAACACAGAGUGCUCAGAGUGUUGAAAAAUACCUCUCGCGUCUUGAAAACUCGCCGCCUGGCGUGAAUGGGCAUCCUUUUCAACAACCUAAAGCCAGUUCGAACUUCAUGAACUACCAAAUGCCCCCCACGGCUGUAGAUAACAGCAGUUUUACCAGUUCGAACACGCAUGUCUCGAAUGCUGAUUGCAAAAGCACAGUUCAGUUCUCAAGUACAAAUGUGCCAAUAACAAGCACGAAUGUCUUACAGCAAGUAUUCACAGAUUCCAAUCGAUCAGGGGUCAUUGUCCACCCGAUGCUCAUGCCUCCAGAGACAAUACCCAGUGCUGUUCUGAAUGUACCAACAACAGUGAUUGAGAGCCAAAUGAAAACCCCUUUAAUACCUGAAGCUUCUCCUGUUGCGAUGGAUACCUCUGUUUCUGUAAAUUCAACAGUUACAGCGAGUGCAACGGAGAAUCUUGAUGCCUUUGUCAACUCGACUGCUGAAUGUCAUAUUGGGGCAGGAAAUGCGCUAUGCAAUACUCAACCAAUGGAGAGCUCUGUCCUACCAGGACCAAGUCCUACAACCACCAUGUCCAUGUCUUUAUUAAACACUCCUGUUGGCACUGCGGCAGCGAGCACAAUGGUUGCCAGCCUCCAGAGCACCACUUUAUACCCACCAGUUGUCGAGAAAAAACCAGAAGUGGAAAUUCCACAAGAUUUGAAAAACAUGUCUGAUAAUGAUCUCCUCAAGUUCAUCAACCCAAGUUGUUUUGAUCAAGCUUUAAAGUAGAUAGAUUUUUGGGUCGUGUGAAAGUACCAUCAUGUGGCAUGUUGCUAGUUGUGUCUUGCGCUGUUAAAACAGCCUGUUUGUCUCUGUUUCAGUCUCAUGAAUUAUGGUGCUGCUCUAUAAGUAAUUAUAAUUUCAGUUUGUACCUUUGUAAUUCUUUGUUAUUAUUUAGUCUCUUUUUAACCAUCAACUAAGUGUGUAUUUAUCCUCUCAUUUGUAAUUCUUAAUAAAACGCUGACCAUAUAUUUAUAAUUGAAGAGUGAUCAUUUGAUGUGUUGCCUUUAUUCAUUAGUAUUUGGCACUGUGUUUAUGUAUUGCGAAAUGAUACUUAGCCCUCUCAAAUUUGCAAUCGCACAGUGAAAGUUUCUGGAAAAAUUUGGAAAAUUAUUUGAUCAUUGUACAUAGAGAUUACAAAUGCACACCUCAUAUGUUCGCUCGUCAGUUGAAAUAUGUCAUGAUCGUGUAGACUUUGAAAGUCUUUGCUGUUCAUAAUUGCUAAAAAUCUCCCUGUUUUAAUCAGGCUAACCUGGCUUUAAAUGUCAUUCAAUUACAAUAUUAUUUAUUUAUUAGAUUGCUCAUACUAUACAUAAUGAAUUAUUUUAUUCUUAAUCUUUGUAUUAUUUUUAUAGUAAAACUUCGUUUAAACAAAUGAUGACCAAGUAUUGGUAUUCUCUGAAUUCGUAAUUUUUCUCUGCUAGAGGAAAACUCUAUUUUUCCAAUGUUAGUGAAAUUAUGAGCAAUGAAUACCACUUUAAUAAUCAAAAUUUUUGGUCCAAGAACUUCACUAAGUACAUUGAACUUUCUUUAACCAUCGCACCAAAAAUUCUCUCUUGCAGCAUAAGUGAAAGAACGUGCUUGUUUUUGAUGAGUUGAGGUACCAGACCAGAAGUAUUUCUGGAUGUAAAGGAGAAUUAUGUUUCAAAACAGACAAAUUCUUCCUCAGGGAUUGAGAUGAUUUGGAGGCAGGUAACUAGAAUCAGUCAGUGCAUAAUCUAAAUACCCUUAGAUCUAUUGGUUGGACGAGUCAGUUUCUAAUGCUUAUUGCAACAUUACAACUGUUGCUUGGCAGCUCUGUUGUCUGAGAAAAGUUUUAAAAAACUUUGAUCCAUUAAUUAUACUUUUUCAUCCCUUUUUAAACUUCGUUCCAAUUCUGUUGGUAACUAUUUUGUAAUAUAUGAAAAGUAAAGUUUAAGUAGGUGCCAAAUUCAAGAAAAUUGACAGUUAGUCAUUUUUAUAGGCCAAUAAUUUGAUUUCCUAUGAGAUGAAGGUUUGAGAUACUUUCAAUCAACAUUUUUUUUUCUCCCAAGAGAGUCAAAACGAAGUUUUACUGUGUGUUUGGGAAGACCUUUUUCUUUAGAUCUAAAGUGCUUUUCUACAAGCUGAGCGCUUGUUUGCAAACAGCUCAUCAGGAGAAACAGAAAAGAAAAUUUACUUUGAUAAUUCUAUUAUUUCACCAAUUGUGUACCCACCAUUUUUGAAGCAUACUAGAUUUCUCAUUUACCAAGAGUAGUACAAAUUGUCUAUCCCUUUACUAACUCCUUUCACCAAUUGGGGAACGAGGCAUAGCCAUAAAUCGAUAGGCUCCAAUGGAAGAAACCAUACCUUAUCAGUCAGUGCCAGACUUUUUUUUCCAUUAGAUUAUUUUCUUGUAAUUUGAGCAAUGCUAUAUUUUGGAAAUUACAGAUUUUAUUUUAUUUUAUUUUUUUACCCUGAGGAUUUUUUUUUUGGUACAUCGAAAACAAAAUCUAUCCCCUAUUCAUUGUAAAGGAACUGUGCGACUUCUGAUGCGGAAUGGUUUUUCUCUUGUUAAAUUCAAUCAAUGUAACUAGCAACAUCGACAUAAUUUAGGUUAUUUCAGAUAAAAUAGUAAGUCAUUGCCAAAUAAUACACACCUAAGCUGAGGCAAAUAUAUCAAAUUAAAGUCUCUCUUCAUCAUUACUACGAGUAUACUUCAUCGAAAAUAUCAAUCGUCAACUCAAAUCUGCACCUCGAAGGGUUUACUAAUAAUCGACAUACUGUCAAACAGUGUGAUUUAAAAGAAACUUAAUUCUUUCAAGUUGUUUCCUGUUGGAACAUUAUGUACAUAUUAUGAAAGCUUUUUUAUUAAGCUCUAACAUGUUUUCCAGGUUUAAGAUAAAUAUUCCCUUGAAGCUUUUUAUUCCGAGCAUCCUUGCGAAAUCAUUAGGACAAUGUGAGAGAAUUGAUGUUGAAAGUCAAUUUUAAAGUGGAACAGUGGAGAGUCCGAAGGUUUGCUCAAAGCAUCUGCCAGGGAUUGUUACCUCCCACAGUGACUUGUAAUCUGCAUAUGCACCGACUCUGCGUUUAUACCUUUUGUCACCAUGGGCUAUCAAUUAGGCAUUAAAUAGUCCAUCAAGAGUCUCAUUAAUUGUGUAUAAGUUGGAGCAGAGAUGUCACUAUCUCCGUCACUUCAUAUAUUCUUGUGUGGCUCGCAAAUAGUGAAUACUGUCCAGAAACUGUAAUCGUAAUUGCUAGUCAAAGUCACUUAAUUUUACGUAAUACGCGUGAGAAUCCUUGUGACUUUUUUCAUUGCAGCUAGCAUUAGUGAUGAAAACUCUCAAAUUUCUUUUUUGGUGCUCUUACGUUUUGUUUAAAUAUUUUAUCCACUGUUGCUUUUUUUGAAUGUAUGAUAAACACAUAAUUUAGUUUGAUGAAUCUGUAUUUAACAAUGUCUUUGCUUCAAUUAUCUCCUCAGACACUAUAUCUCAGUUUGUAAAUGUUCCCCUCACCAUAUUUCCAGUUAAUAUUUUGACCAAUGUCAUGCCUUUGAACAGUAAAACAGAUGCUCUUAUCUGUGAUAUAUCCUAUCACCCCUUAUACGAUUUAUGAUUUCUCCUGUUCUAGCAUCAUAGCUUGUAGUGGUAGUUCUAUUACUUCAUUGUAGUUACUUAAAUUUUAAACCAUGUAAAAUAAAUUUAAGCACUAUGUCUACAAUUUUUUUUUUUUUUUUUGUGAAUUUCAACACAUUUGUUUUGUUCUCUCAUCAAAACUGUUUUAGUUUAAUUUUUAGUUUGUUUUGUUUUUAUUUAUUGACCUUACUUGUUUUGUUUAAGAUUUAUUUUUAUACCUGUACGGUGUACACUUGAAUGUAUAUAAAACCAUUUAAAUUUAAAUCAAAGGUUUUCAAGGUUUAUUUACUUUUUGGUAGUUCUUCUUUUGCUGGAAUUCAUCUAAGUUAUUUUCCCUGCCAAUAUUUUUUACGCUGAAAAUCCUACUAAUUUCUGUCUGAAGGUGUUGGAAAAUAAAAGGAAAAGGACAACUUUAGUUUCUAUUUCGGGGGGUACAUUAGUAUACAAAUUUUUCAUCAUUCGUAGGACAUUUGCUAACAAGUUUGAUUUGCAAUGUCAAAGAAAUUUUUCUUAUAAUAAGACUUUCCAAUUCACAUGAAGUCGGAAUUAGAUUUCAGUUAGACUCAAUUAUCUUGUUUCAAAUGAGCAUACCUCUGUGUGUAUGGUUUGUCUAUUGCGUUAAACUUUCAUAAGUUUAUUUGAAACCCUAUCGUAAUAUCCCCCCUCCUCCCUCUUUUUUUUAAUUAACCCUCUUCACCAAAAAUUUUAUCUCAAAACUUAAAGACAUAAUAAAAAAUGUUGAUUUUCAAAGCUAAUAAUGGAAAAUUUGAAAUCAUUUGAACGCAUUUAAGAUGUGUUACCACUGUAGUACUUUGUUCUUCAAUCUUUUUUUUUCAUCAAGACACUUGAAGCAAUAAUAUUUUCAACCGGAUCUUGAUCUGUUUCAAUAAAAAGCUAGAUAUUUAAAGUUUAAAGAAAUUCAUGUUGCAUAAUAUUUGGAGGUUUUGUCACAUAGCAAUCUUUUAGAGCAUGAUUUUACCCCCUUUGUUUCUCUUUUAAUUAAUUAAAUUGUAUAAAGGAUAUAGAGCUUGUCAUAGUCCUUACUUGCGUAUUUUCUCAAUUAAUUUAUUUAUAUAUUUUUUUCUUUGGGGAGAUCGAUUUUAAGAUCCGAAGAUGCUGUGUUUGUUAAGGUCAGUUUAAUUAUUAAAAUUAUAUUAUUUCAGUGUUUGACCCUCCUCUCCCCACCACAGUUUAAUGUUUUUUGGUCAGUCAUAAGUUUUUUAAAUGUUUCCAAUAUUUUAUUAAAGUAUUGAAUCCUCAUAAGUUAAUUAAAAACAUUUAAAAGAAACAUAUGAUUAAAAUUCUUUCAGUAGUCUCUGAAGAAAAUAAGCACUCGGAUAUAAAUUCAUACGCACCUAAUAAGAAAAUAGUAUUUCUGAAUCUGAAAUGAGGGGUGAAAUUUUUUAACCUGGAAAAUAUUUCUUCCUCUUCUUCUUUAAAUUUCUUUAAAUCUCUGGAAAUUUAAGAUGGUCAAACUGUCUCAUUUAGAUUUUGAAGAAGUCUCCAGGUUUACCUUUGAUAGCUUAAUUAGGUGGCAUAGUGUUAUCCUCUCCUUUCGAUAAGUUUUUUUUGUCCUCUAAAUUUCAGUGUUCGAUAUUGAAUCUUCUUUUGUCUCCUCUUGGCUCUAUUUUAUCUUUUAUCCCACUAUCUCUUUGAAUUUUUGGUUUUCUUUAAGUAUUUAAUGCUUUUCAGCUAUUGCAUACAAACACAUCAAUAUGUGCGACUUCUGUAGAGUCCAAUGAGAAUUACAAAAUUCGAAUCAGCAUAAUGAUGUAAUCCUUUUAAUGCUAGGUACUUUUGCUCUCCUUUCUACGUACUAUCUUGAAGAACAUCCUAUAUUGCUUAUCAAUUACCUUCCUGUUGCCUGUAUUACCCCUACAACAUAUUAGGACAGAAAAAUUUUUUCCAUUUUUGACUUGUCUACAAAAAUUUUCCCCUCUCUCAGGACGUUUCACAUCUCUUUGGAUCAAAGUUGUAACCAAUUCGGAGAGAUUGUGAAUCUUUACAAUGCAGGCUACUCACCGUUUAGCCUCCUGGAUAAAUCUUGUUGAAGAGAAUAAAAUCUUUAUUUUAACCAAA